GGCGUUCCUCUGUUUCUAGGGUUUUUUCAAUUUUCUUUCUCAAGUUCAUAUGCUCUCCCGCAAACCCAAUUAAUCAAAUGAUGAGCCGACACCCUGAGGUGAAGUGGGAUGAAAGGGAGGACAGGGUAUAUCUUAAGCCAGAUGUCAAGAACCAUAAAGUCAAUGUUGACCCGAAUGGCACGUUUACAUUUUCGGGCAGUGGCGGGACGGACAAUAAUCUGUAUGAGAUCAAACUAGACCUUCUUGAGAAAGUUGAUGUAGAGGAGAGCAAUGUAAACAUAGUGAUUCUGUGUUUUGGAGAAAACGGGAAUAAGUUAUUGCGUGGCUAUUACGGCAACUAUAACUCGAGAUUGAGUAAUUUAUUAUCCCGAUGCUUUGAAAUAUGACCAGGAGCAGCACAUGCUGAUUUAGAUUUGGGUGGGAUGGAUUUCUCGAAAUUUGGUGACGUGCAUUCGGAACUCGGAUGGAAGAAAAAUGGGGCGUUCGAGUGGCCGUUGAGGUGAAGGGGAUUAUUUGAGGAUAGCGAAA
Molecule: messenger RNA, 528 nt
Organism: Erythranthe guttata (spotted monkey flower)
Lineage: Eukaryota; Viridiplantae; Streptophyta; Magnoliopsida; Lamiales; Phrymaceae
Source: RefSeq, a predicted model, not a curated record